Molecule: messenger RNA, 781 nt
Organism: Paramecium sonneborni
Lineage: Eukaryota; Ciliophora; Oligohymenophorea; Peniculida; Parameciidae
Source: the annotation of a GenBank genome assembly
AUGGGUCAUUUAAGUUCAUUACUAAGAAAGAAUUGGAUUCUAUGGAAGAGAAACUGUUUCUGUUCAACUUGUGAAAUAAUAUUACCAUUAUUAUUAAUAUUGGCAUUAGGAGGAAUAAGGUUUGAGUUUAUUAUAAUAUUAAAAGAGGUGUAGUAGAUAAAAGUAUUUUGGAGGAGACAGCCUUUAUAUAACCAGAAUUAGAUUGGAAAUCUAAGGAUCCAAAUGUUCCAGUGAUAUUAGAGCCAUUAAUUGAUGAGAAAGUAAUUGAAAAUAAGUUGAUGGCUAUGUAAAAAUGGAACGCAAGUUUAAAUUUAAUUGAGAACUUAAAAAGUUUGGAUACAUAGAGUAGAUUAUUAGUGUUACCAAAGAUGAAGUAAGAAAUAAUUGAAUAUUUUAGAAAUUGUUUAGAUAAUUACAACUAUUAAUAGGAGAGAUUUUGGCUAAAUGGAGAUGUAGCACUUGGACCAAAUGAAGAACAUGAGGUAGUAAAGGAAUUAAAGUAUAUAUUUGAAAGUAAGAAAUAAAUAAGAUUGUUUUAGCCUAUUAUAAUUAUAAGACAAUAAUAUUUAAAAAUAAUGAUGAUCUUAAUGAUUAUACAUCACAUAAAGAUUAUGGUAGAAAUGGGAAUCCUAGAGUUUGUUUUGGAGUAAUGUUUAAUGAGAGUGCUGGAGAGAAUAUUUAUGAUUAUUAAUUGAGAUUUAAUUCUNUUUAUCAUUUUGUGAAAAUAAGUGGAAUUAAUAAUGGAAAUCAUUAAAAUAAUCAAAUAUUUUUUUUAAGGUGA